Messenger RNA from Thamnophis sirtalis, 2269 nucleotides. The record is from RefSeq and is a predicted model, not a curated record. NCBI's taxonomy places the organism in Eukaryota, Metazoa, Chordata, Lepidosauria, Squamata, Natricidae.
AUCUUUCCUUUUUUCAAUCUUUAUUAGCAAAAGCCUUGACUAUUUCUUUGACCAGGAAGACAUUAUAUGAAAAGCAAUUGUUUUUUUUAACCAUCUCUGCACCAUGACUUUGGAGUGAAGUCUGAAGUUAAUAUCAAUUGGACCCUGGAUUAUAUUUGCCUUUUGGAAAAUCGAAUUGCUAAACUCAUGGCACUGUAGAUUUGUUCUCCCUCUUGGAAGUCUUUCUUUAAACAGUCAAAAGAAUUGCUCAAACUGACAAGAAGCCAGCCAAUUACCACCAUGGGCAAGUUCAUCCCACCAGUGGUGGAAAGUUUUGUCGUUUGGGACUAUUUGGUCUUUGCUGCCCUUUUUCUGGUCUCUUCUGGCAUUGGGAUCUUUUUUGCAAUUAAGGAGCGGAAAAAAGCAAGCUCUGGGGAUUUCUUGGUUGGUGGUAGGCAGAUGACCUGUGGACCAGUGGCUCUGUCCCUCACUGCGAGUUUCAUGUCAGCCGUCACUGUGCUGGGAACCCCAGCUGAGGUCUAUCGCCAUGGAGCCUCUUUCCUUCUGUUUGCCAUAGCAUAUACUUUUGUCAUCAUUUCUACCUCAGAACUUUUUCUACCUGUUUUCUACAGAUCUGGGAUCACAAGCACUUAUGAGUACCUGGAGUUAAGAUUUAACAAGCCUGUUCGCAUGGCAGCAACCCUGAUUUACAUACUGCAAACGAAUAUAGUAAAUAGUGUAAUCUAUACAGAAGAUUAUAGAACAGAUUCAUGUCAGGGCUUUAGGAGUCAUCAAUGUUUUAAUUUAUUAGUCUGCUACUUAAACAAUGGCCAAUUAAUAGUUUUCAUGUUUUAUUUAUGUAGCUUUGAUUUUGACCCGCUGAGAAGACAUACAUUUUGGACAAUCUCAGUAGGAGGAACAUUUACUUGGCUGGGAAUUUAUGGAGUUAAUCAGUCCACAAUACAAAGAUGCAUUUCAUGUAAAACAGAAAAGCAUGCCAAACUUGCACUUUACCUUAAUUUGGUGGGAUUAUGGGCCAUCCUGGUGUGUGCAGUUCUCUGUGGAUUGGUGAUGUAUUCCUUUUUUAUGAGCUGUGAUCCUUGGACUGCAGAUUUCAUUUCAGCACCAGAUCAGUUAAUGCCAUAUUUUGUGAUGAUAAUAUUUUCAUCGGCUCCUGGACUUCCAGGCCUAUUUGUUGCAUGUGCAUUCAGUGGAACACUAAGCACUGUGGCUGCAAGUAUAAAUGCUCUGGCAACAGUAACAUUUGAAGAUUUUGUCAAGAACUUUUUUCCAAAACUGUCUAAUCGUGCAAGCACUUGGACCAGCAAAGGCUUAUGUAGGGCUUCACUUAGUAUUCAUGGAAUGUGUGGAGGACCUAUGCUGGGAUUAUUUACACUGGGAAUUAUUUUUCCUUGUACCAAUUGGAAAGGUGCCUUUGGUGGUCUUGCUACUGGAAUCACUUUGGCAUUUUGGGUCGCCAUUGGAGCUUUUGUGUAUCCUGCUCCACCAUCAAAAACUCUGCCACUCUACCUUUCAACCGCCGGAUGCAAUAGUACUGAUAUGGUUGUACCCAUAGUUCCUACUUUACCUCCUGAAAGGCCUUAUUUAGCAGAUUCCUGGUAUUCUUUGUCAUAUCUCUACUACAGUGCUGUUGGCUGUCUUGGAUGUAUAAUUGCAGGGCUACUGAUCAGUUUUGUGACAGGUCCUAAUAAAGGGAAAGAUAUUAAACCAAUAUUAAUUCGCCCAAUCUGCAAUCUAUUUUGUUUCUGGUCUCCUAAAUACAAAACGUUUUGCUGGUGUGGAGUGGAUCAUAACAAUAAAGAACUUCAAGAUGAAUUGAAAAUUGACUUUGAAACAAAGGCAGAUGCAAAUGAUGGGCUGAAGAAUGGAUGGACAAACAAUUUACCUGGUUAUAACCCCGAUGAGAAAUCCUACACUAAUACAAGCUUGACUGAAUCCUAUUUUUAGCACAAAUAGUAAAAAGAAGACAAAUAGUUGACAUAGAGAUUUCAUAAGAACAGAAGAAAACACACUUUAUUUAUGUCUGCUAAUUUGCUUAGAAGUCAUUUAUUUAUUAUUUAAUAGAGGGUCAUAUCUAUUCAGGUCAGUUUCAUAAUGGAUCAGGAAUGGUUUCUAAAACACUAGCGGUACUUUAAGGAGUAAAACUUUUUAAAAGAAUCCCACCAUCUUGUUCAUACCAUGGUUUGGAUUUUAAUGCUGCUCCCUUGGGGUUAAAACAGAGGUGGGUUCUUACUGGUUCAGACCAGGUAGUAACUCAACUGGCCAUGCC